Messenger RNA from Asparagus officinalis (garden asparagus), 756 nucleotides. RefSeq lists its product as uncharacterized. NCBI's taxonomy places the organism in Eukaryota, Viridiplantae, Streptophyta, Magnoliopsida, Asparagales, Asparagaceae. The record is from RefSeq and is a predicted model, not a curated record. The coding region runs from base 84 to 563 and encodes 159 amino acids. The transcript is spliced from 2 exons.
ACUCCAUUUCCGUUCCUAGCUCUAGACCCUCCCUAUUCCAAAUUAUCUCUCAUUUUUCUGGGGUUAGGGUUUCAUUUUCCGCCAUGGCCGAGGAGAUCGCAGCAGCAGCAGCAGCGAAGUCGCCGGCGGCGAGCUUCAUGGCGAUGAAGGCGCAGGUGGUGGUUCCCGUGCAGAAGGCGGAGGAGGCGGUGGCCUUCUACAAGGCGGCGUUCGGAGCUGAGGAGGUGAAGAGGUCGAUUUACCCCAAGCGCAAGGCCGAUCAAGAGAUCCCUCCUGUUCUCUGCGCUGAGCUCAAGGUCGGCGGUUCCUGCUUCCUCGUCUGCGAUCAGACCGAUGAUCUUGCCGUAGCUGUAGGCUUGGUGUUUCGCCUGAAGACCGACGACGUGGAGGCUGCGAUCUCAACUGCAGUGACUGCUGGAGCUGCGAUCACAUCAGAGAUUACUGAGAACGAAGAUGGAUGCUACGGUGGAGUCGUCGGCAAGGUGAAGGAUCCCUUUGGCGUUUCCUGGAUCGUUGCAUCUGACGGCGAGAAGAGGUCUGUUGAGCCUCAGGCUGCUGCUUAAAAACCCUAGUCAUUUUGGUGGGUUUUUUUUCUUCGGGAAGAAGGUAGUAAGCAGUAUUAGUACUAAUUCUGGAUGUCUGGUAGUUAGUUUGAAAGUGAACAGUGGUGGUGUUUUUAGUAUGGAAAGCUUGCGAUGUGCGUUGAUUAAAACUUUUUGACUAUUGGUCAUUUACCAUCUUACAUCUUUGGGCUCA